AGUUGGGCGAUCAUUCAAACACUUGCUUACCGACGAGCAACAAUGUGCCAACGGAUAUAUUUUUAAAAUAAUUUGUUUGGAAUUAGUUUGUGCCGAAUUAAUGGACAAUACUGUGUUACUAUAGUGAAAUAAAUUAAAUAAAGUGAUUAAUUAAUAAAAGUUGUGUCAAAAAGUUUUGUGGUAUCAAACAUGGCAGGAUCACACAAGAAGCAUAAAACUGGAACGUACCAGAUCAUUAGAUCAUUUACUGGGGAUUGUCCGGCUGUUUCAAAUUAUCUUGCCGACAAGAAGACUAAAUCAGCUUGGUUGGCCCCAAAGUUUUUAGACGCGUUUUUCAGGUCUUACAGUCAGGUGAUGUUGUGCAACAAUACAUUAAGUGGUGUAAUUAUGUACAUAGCUUUAUUAUUCGCUCAUCCACUUGGAGCCUUCACAUCGACCAUAACUUGCUCUAUCGGAAUCUUUACUGCAUAUUUGAUCCGUCAACCAGGCAGCGUUUUGUCAAAUGGAUUAGCCGGGUACAAUCCGCUUCUUGUCGGCAUGGUGACAGCCGUCAGUCAACCCAAUAUGCUUACAGGUGAUACAGCUGUCAUCGCCUGGUUAUACGUCAUCAUUGCCUCUAUUAUAUCAGUAUACUUAGCAGUGCAUUUGGCAUCUCUGUUGGGUAGAGCCGGAGCUCCUGGUCUGACCUGGUCUUUCAACAUCACACAAUAUUUACUACUAAUUGUUCUCUGGACUUAUAGAGUGAAUAUUGAGCGACAUAAUUCUGUCACCGAAAUUAACAAGUCUCAAAUAUCUGAAUCUAAUAUCACACAUGCUUCCCUGCAAGACUCUAUAGAUGAUGAAAUUUUACCCAUCGACUGGAUCAAUGUAUUCUAUGGAUCCGUUGCAGCUUCUGGUCAAGUAUUUGCGGUCUACGACCUUGCAUUUUCCACCCUGAUCUACAUCGGCAUUUUCGUAUUUUCUCCAAUAAUGGCAGCAUCAAGUUUCCUAGGCGCUUUUUUUGGGCCACUUUUCUUCUUGGCAAUAUCAAAUGCAUCACUUGACAACUUGACUCUGGCAUAUAACGGAGUAAUGGGUUAUAAUCCUUUACUUUGUGCAGCUGCAUUAGGAGGAUUCUUUUACAGACUCAACUUCCAAACUGCAACUUUGAGCUGUAUAGGAAUAUUGAUUACAUGUAUUUUACAACUGGCCUUGGCGCCAGCUUAUCCCGAUUUUUUGAACGUGCAAACGAUUCCAUUCUGCAUCAGUACCUGCGUGUUUUUGAUAACUGAUUUGGGAACUAAUAAGGCGUUCAAGAAACCAAAAGUUAUUAGCUAUCCUGAAAAACAUUUAAGAGAAAACUGUGAUGAUUCAGAUUUUGAAGUUGAAACUGUAUCGUGUUCGGCCGCUGAUGAAAAUAGAAGUGAAGAUGAUAUUAGAAUUCCUGUAUCAGAAGAAGAACAUGCCGAGAGGCAGUAGUUAAGCUUAUUUCAUAAUUUCAAAACUGCUCAGAAAUAAAUUGCAAGCGACAGUGCAUUAGCUUCAAAGCUGUGCAGGAUAAAACGCUUGAGAAUUUUGACGAAGAACCGAUUUUGUUGGUAUUACCAGGACGUUUGAUACAGACAGGUCGUCAACAAGUUGUCUUAUGGAAAAAGUUGAGAUGACCAAGCACAAAUUGGGUAACUGAUAUAUUACUUGAUAGAAGUCUCAAAAUACUUGGCUAGCAUUGGAACCAUGAUAUUAUUUUGUAAAGUAUCAAAAUGUUUAGGAGGCUUUCUUAUAAAUAUGCUUCAAAAAUUUUAGACAAUGUGGUAAAAUAUGGACGAAGCUGUAUAGUCAGCAACAGCAUGACAUAAUAAUCAGAUGUCUGGUAAAAAAUUAAGGAAAUAUUCUUUGAUAUACGAACUAAAAAACAACAGUUUUAACCCCGAUUUUUUUAAAUGCCUUGUGUUUAUAUUUCAUACGAUUUAUCCAAAUUUCUGUUUAAAUGCUAAUUUCAACAAAAUUAAUGCGUACAACGUGACUGUUUUCCUCAACAAAGAGAAAGAAAAUCGCUAGCCGAAAGUGCUAUUAGUCUGGCUGAAGUAUAUGUAAAUUAUUCCCAACUGAGCUGAGAAUUUUUCAAGAGAUUGGUUUUGAAAAUAUGAUAAUUUGCGAAUCUAAUAUAAGAUAACUAAUUACUCUGAAGAAAACUCAGAAUUUUAAUAAAUGUAAUAGUUUAACGGUACUGGAUUUAUGAAUGUGAAUUAAACAUGUAGACUAGAAUUUUAUUAAAAACUACACGUAUUAUACAAAUUUUAUUAAAAAUAGUAGUUAUAAA
Ctenocephalides felis (cat flea) is the source of this 2299-nucleotide messenger RNA. RefSeq names its product urea transporter 2-like. The transcript is spliced from 8 exons. Gene Ontology annotation, cellular component: membrane. Bases 190 to 1458 code for a protein of 422 amino acids. The record is from RefSeq and is a predicted model, not a curated record. Lineage: Eukaryota; Metazoa; Arthropoda; Insecta; Siphonaptera; Pulicidae. Gene Ontology annotation, biological process: urea transmembrane transport. Gene Ontology annotation, molecular function: urea transmembrane transporter activity.